Chironomus riparius is the source of this 1819-nucleotide messenger RNA. NCBI's taxonomy places the organism in Eukaryota, Metazoa, Arthropoda, Insecta, Diptera, Chironomidae. The record is from the annotation of a GenBank genome assembly.
UUUAAUUAAUAAUUAGUAGGAUUAAUUGUGUUUGUGGAUCAAAGACAAACUUUAUAAGAUGUCACAACUACAAAAUUCAUUGGAAAUUGUUCUAAAAAGACUUGAAACUGAAAAAAAUGAUGUGAAAUCUGAAACUAAGGAAAAAUUCAAAGCUAUUAUUGAUCAUUUAAACUCUAAGAAGGCAAACGAGCUUCUUAGAAACAAGACAUACGAACUGCUUGAUAAAAUCAAGAUUCUGAGAGAACAAGUUGAAAUUAAGGAAUCUGAAAAAAUUGAAUAUGAAGAAGGUGAUUUAAAGGCAUCAAACGACUAUGCUGAUCAAUUAAGGAGAGAUCUUAAAAAGUUGGAACGCCAGAUGACUGAUAAGCAAACGAUUGUAAUUGAGACUUAUACUCAAUCGGAAGCAGUCAUCGGUCAAUUAUUAAAGUAUAAGAAGAAACUCGCUGAAAUUCCAGCAAUUAAAGAAGCAGAUCGAAUUAAGGCUGAAACAUCAUUAGAAAAUAAAACAUUAAAUUUGAGUGCUGUGAAGCAAGCUAUAAAGGAACAUCAUGAACAAGAAAAAGUCUCAUUGGCUAAUAUAGCAGACACUGAGGCAAAAAUCAACGAAGUAUUGGCACAAUCUGAACAAAUGACAAACUUAAUUAUUGUUGAGAAUACAUUGUCUGAUAAAAUUAUGCAAUAUAAGGAACAGAUCAUUCCUGAAAUUGCUAAUGAAAUUGAAAAGGUCACGAUGAAUAUCUCAAAUGCUAAAAAGACUAUUGAUGAAAAGAAUCAAGUCAAAAACAAUGCUAUUAAAGCAUUUGAAGACCUAAAGGCUAAAUUAAAAUUUGAGAAGGAAAAGAAUAUAUCUUUACAUGACAAACUGCAGAACAUUCUUAAAUUAAAGAAUGACAUUAUUUGUAAGAAAGUCUCGUCAAAGGAUAUUGAUGAGAAUCCUAAUCUGAAGAAACUGACACUUAAUAAGGAGUACAAGAAACAAAAGGAUAAGAUACAUAAGCUGACAACAGACAAAUCUCAAAUUUCCAAAGAUGUCAAUGAUGCUACAACCGCUAAAGUUGAAUCGGAAAAGGCCCUGGAUAAAUUGAAGGAAGAGAUGAAGAAAAUCAAAGAAAUAUCACAAACGAAAAGAGAUGAAAUCAUGUCACUAGAAAAUGAUAUUCAAGGCAAGGAAGCUGAACUUCGAUCAUUAAAUAACGAAAAUUUGGAAAUGGAAAAAAUCAUUGCAACACAUGAUAAAGAAAAGGAAUUGAUUGAGUCAAACAUUGCUGAACUAACUGCAAAAUUAAAGGAACUACAAAAGAAAUUGACUUCCGAUCAAAACUAUCGUCAUUCUAAUCAAAAAGAUCCAUUUAAGGAAUCUCAGUUAAAAGCAAUCGAUAUGAAGGUAUCGAUUAAUAAUAACAAGAAUAAUGUCCAUAAAUGGCUGACUGGUCUUCCUCAAAAAUUCACUAAAAAUAACACAGCAUCAGAUAUUUUAUCACAAAACAGCACAGUUCAGCCUGAAGAUUCCAUGUUGAAUAUUUCAAACCUCAUACAAAUCCAAUCGAAUGACUCAACCCAUGAAAAUAUCAUAUUUAACGUGGACAUUGAGGAUCCAGAAGUUAUUGAUGCAAACAUGGAUUGCUCAUUUUCGGAAAUGAAUAGCAGUGACAUUGCACUAGAUGAGUCGUUCUUAAAUAAAGAUUAAUUUCUUUAAAAAUCCCUUUCAAUCAUGUCGAGGAUCUAGUCAUACAUGACAUUAUUAAAUUUAAUUUUUGUAUCGCAAUUCGAAAAGAUUUUUGUUAGAAACAUUAGAAGGAAGCAAUAAAAUAUAUUGAUA